This is a messenger RNA of Pelobates cultripes (western spadefoot toad), 8032 nucleotides long. Lineage: Eukaryota; Metazoa; Chordata; Amphibia; Anura; Pelobatidae. The record is from the annotation of a GenBank genome assembly.
AUUAUAAAUAGGAGCAUAGCUUCCCUUCCUAGAUAGAGAAAGCUAUUGCUGAUAAACCAAGGCUGAAAAUUAACAUAAAACGUGUGUGAGCACUGCGAGACUGCAGCAGGUAAUAUAUACUAAUUAUUAAUCACCCCUGAUCACCAUUGUUUUAUUUAUCGCCGAAUUACAGAGAACUGAAAACUCUAAUUCUCCAAUUUAGCUGUAGUCACAGCUCGGCUAUAUUAGCCUACAUUUUGCAUUUCAGUUUAUAAUACAUUUCAAUUCUGUGUUUAGUGAAUAACAACCUGUAUAAUAUUGGGAAAAUACCUCCUCCCAUCUUCUUUUUGUUUAUUCUGAUACGUAUUAGGUAUUAUUAAUUAGAAAAUAACAGAGUUGUAACAAAGAAUAAAAGUUAUAUGUGUGGUCAUUUAUUGAGAACCUUAGCAUGCCUGCAUUUUGUGGCGUGAUCAGAAAAUACAUUCUUGUUUCCCCUUUAUCACUCUCUCUGCCCUGCAAUUAAGGACUAUAAUCGUUGGUGAUAAAUAAUAGCUUUACACAAAAUUAUUAAAUAUUAUGAUGAUUUUUACUGUAAUGCUUUAGUUACAAUUACUAAAUACAAUAAUUGUGUAAUAUGCAAAAUAAUUUUAUUGUAUUGCUUUGUGUUUAUUAUGUAACGGUUGCUGUUAUAAUUAACCUCCUCUAUACCAGAAAUACAUAGUUCUGUAAUAGCAAAAAAAAUGCUUUAAUCUAUUUGUGCAUGAUGCACGGUCAUUGCAUUUGUUGUAAUCAUUGUAAGUAUUGUUUCUUUAGAAUAUUGCGAUAAUUGGGAUUGAUAGCCUAUUGAUUUAUCGCUUCACAAAUAUAAUGAUUAAUCUGUACAAUAGAAUUAACAGAGACAUAUAUUUGGGGCAUUUACCAUUAUUACCUUAAAAAGAUUAUAGAGAAGAUAGUUCACAAAGUUCUAUUGAGCCAAUAUUAUCCAUCAAUGCUCUAUUAUGGAGAUUUAUCAAAGUGUUCUUUUCUACAAAGUGAUGGAAAAAUGUAAAAGGGAAGGAGUCUCCAAUGAAAUGUACCUGUUGUUUUUUCUGGUUUCCAUAGUGAUUGCCCCACUUUUAGAACUUUACACCACUUUUUAGAACGGAACGCUUUAUAAAUCUCUCCCAAAGUUUUGUAUUUACAGUUUGGAUUAAAUGUUUACAUUUUUAAAGGUUUAUAUCCAAAUACAAUCACAGAUAGUGAGCUUCUGGAUUAAUACUGCUCACUAAUCAUCAAUGAUUAAUUAUGGGAUUGAUUGCGCCAUUUAAAGGGCCAGAAGCAGACUUAUUUAGGUCAUGCCGCAGUAUUGUAAAAAUAAUUUAAUUAUAUUUUAUUCCCGUAGUCACAUAAAAUUCUGAAGAACUACAUACACUUAAUAAAUGAAACAGAGUUGUGCUGAAGGUUUUGAGAGCUCUGCCCAAAAGCUUACAAUUUAAAUUCCACUAAUGCUUUGAUAUAAGUGAAGACAUACUAUAACAGUAGUACUAUAACUGGGGAGAAUUGGCAAGGCAAUUUAACAUUUUAGACCAAAAUAGACAAAUUGGAAAAAUUCUUUAAAUCUCUUGAUUUUUCCAGAUCACCCUUCCUGUCCUGAAAUCCCUCUUUUAGAGACUAAUGCGGUUACAAUGCAUUUGAGAUGCUGCAUUGCCAAACUACUGAGAUGAGACGGGAAGUGUAUGUACAUAUCAAUCAGGGUGUUUCACUAAAGUGAGCGCUUUUGAUAAUGGAAAGUGAAUUCAAAGAGAAUUUGAAUUCCUGACAAUUCCUCCUUAGGGUAAAUACCCUGAAAUACAUUGCCAGGGUCCUUUACUACAUUUUUAAUUGCUAUGAAAAUCAAAGUGAAUUUCAAAUUUUAGCCAAUAUAACCAAACUGGAAAAAUUCCUGGGAAAUAAAGUUUUCAGUUUGCCGAAUGUGUCUGAAAAAUCGAAAAUUCCUUUGUCAAUGCUCUCCAGUUCCUUGUUUGUCGAACGAACCCCAUACGUCCUCUCUCUCUCGUUCUCUCUGUGUAUUUGUCUUCCUGCAAUGCUGCAUGUUUUAUAUCCCUGUUUAUCUGAAUAGGAAUCUCUGCACGCACACUAUCUCUGCUCGUGUCCCUAUACCUGCUCUGUGUAUCAGUGAUUGCCAUUGUAUCUCUGUAUAAUGUAUCUUUCACAGCACCGUUGCUGUCGCCUAUCUCACUGCUUCUCAUAUCUUAUCACCUGCAUCCACACUCUCCUGUAUUGUUAUAUAUGCCAGUUUGCAGAUCCUUCAAUAUCCACAGGGUCUUCCCAUCAUUAGCUCUUAUCAGACAGGUAGCGUCCUCUAAGGCAGAUCAAUCAUGCCUGUGGGAAUGUACACUAACGGUACAUCUUCCCCAUCCCAGAAUCAAUCACCCACUAAGAUGUUUUUAUCUGGAUGCUGAGGGCACAGGAAAUACUCUAUUUAUCUGACACUGUGAACUGUAAAACUGUCCAUUAUUAUACCAAGAUUUAACCCUAUCACAGUUAUAUUUCACAUUUACAAAAAACAAACACGCAAAAAAAAAAAUCCAAUCAGUAUUUAGAAAUUGCCAGUUUCUGAAUCCUGCCUAAUGCGUUAGACUUGGGGAAAGGGUUUAUUUACAAAAUAUUGAAUCGUGGUGUUUGAGUUGAAAACUGAAUUGCAAAAUUUAGGUAAAAAGUGCUAAUUUAAAAAAAUAAAUUAAAAAAAUCUCAAACUCGGCUGUAUAGUCACAGCGAGGCUAUUUUAGAGUAAAUGUUGCAAUUUAAUGUAUAGUGAAUUAACCAGUGUAUGUUAAACAACUGCUUGUUCUAGUAUGAUUGACGUGCAUUGCAAUUUGUAUUUUGAAGUUAGAUGCUAGUUCCAUAUAUGAAGCCGGCCAUCAAUAUAAUUUUUUAUUUCCAAUGUAUAAAUUCAUAGUCAGAUAUAAGACAGAUCAUAAAUCAUCUCAAGGAAAGCAAAGGAAAGCAAAGUUAUAAUUUCUAAGAAAUAUAAGGCAGUAGGAAAAGUCUUCUAGGGGGUCUUUGCAAUGAAAGAUAAGAUGAUUAUUGUUGGAUAAACUAUACCAAAGCUCUCCUGGAAUCUCCGCAGGUUGACUAGACAGGGAUCCCUGAAUAGAUUGAUGUUAAACCUAUGGGGAGGGUGACGUAUGAGCUAAAGCCUAAAUUGAUCUCUAAUUUUAGUGGUAAACUUUAUAAUAUAAACGUAAACUAAAAAUUGUGGUGUAUUAUUUGUAUCCAUACCUAUCAGAGUUAUUUACUAAAGUGAGAACUGUUAGAAAUACAGAGUAAAUUCAAAGGGAAUGUUUCUAAUGUGACUACUUUGGUCUUGAAUUUGAAAUUCAUUUGAAUUCACUUUGAAUUACUGACAAAUCUUACGUUAGUAAGUAACCAUUUUAGCCUUUUUUUUUGUAUUUUAAUUUCAUGUGUUAUAUUUGUGAAAAUAUUAUUUUUUAAUUUCCUUUGAUUUCUUUUCUUCUUUUUUGUAGUGUGUGGGGACAUGGAGGGCCCUUUGCUCAGUUUGCCCCUGCAGCAUGCAAUACCAUUCCCGAUGGACCGUCCAUACGCAAAGUUUUCAGACUGGAAAUUUAAGUUGUUUCGGGUGAAAUCCUUAGAGAGAAGUUCAUCAGAAGAAGAUUCAAGUCAAGCAUCAUUUACCAGCUCUCAGGAAAUGUAUCCUGAUACCCAAAUUAACUCAGAGGACCUGAAUGUGGAGGCUGAACCACUGUCAAUUGUUGAUUACAAAUGGAAAGAGGAAAGUGUGAAUGAGAAAGAGGCAGAAUUGAAAAGAUUGGAAGAAGAAGCCCACACAACUUUUUUGCAACAACUCUGCCGCAUCUGUGGAGUUUCCUUUAAAAUGGAUCAACAGAAUAGAAGUUAUCCUGUCCACGGUCCAGUGGACAGUGAAACCCAGGAAGUUCUCAAACGAAGAGAAAAGAAAGCCACCUCCUGGCCAGAUCUCAUCUGCAAAGUGUUCAAAAUAGAAGUACGAGCUGAUCUAGACACAAUUCAUCCAACUAAUUUUUGUCAUAACUGCUGGAUUAUUAUGAACCAGAAAUUCAGUCAUAAUUCUAGUGAAGUUUAUUUUCCUCGCAACAAAGUCGUUGAAUGGGUGCCUCACUCUGAGACAUGCAACGUCUGCAAGUCUGCCAAGACAUGGGGAAAAAGGAAAGGAGGACCUCUUACAAAUCACCAGCAUGUCAAAAAAAUUAGGAAGGGAACGGAGUUUGUGAAAAAGAACAAAAACCCAAAUGGAUCUUCUCACUGGAAGAACAACAAAGCUCUCAUUCAGAUAAGAGCUAAUUGCAAGAAAAUACACCUUGACACCAACAUUUUGGUGGUGGACUAUCCUUCUGACUUCAUUAAGUCAAUUUCAUGUCAACUGUGUGAACAUAUUCUCUCUGAUCCUGUGCAAACUUCAUGCAAACACUUGUUCUGUAGAAUUUGUAUUCUCAAAUACAUAAAGAUAAUGGGAUGCUACUGUCCUUCUUGCAAAUACACAUGCUUCCCUACUGACCUUACAACCCCUGUGAAAUCAUAUCUCAACAUUCUAAAUUCCUUAGUAAUAAAAUGCACAGUUGCCGGGUGUGAAGAAGAAAUCCUCUUAGGAAAAUAUACUCAUCACAUCUCCAAACACAAAGAUAUCAAAGGAAAAGAGGCCUAUGCUCAUGUUAACAAGGGUGGUCGACCCAGACAGCACUUGCUCUCGCUGACAAGGAGAGCUCAGAAACAUCGUCUACGGGAGCUGAAGAUGCAAGUAAAAGCUUUCUCUGACAAAGAAGAAGGAGGUGAUGUUAAAUCUGUGUGUCUAACACUUUUUCUCUUGGCCUUGAGGGCCAAGAAUGAGCACAGGCAAGCAGAUGAGCUGGAAGCAAUCAUGGAAGGAAGAGGGGUAGGUCUCCACCCAGCUGUUUGUCUUGCGAUCAGAGUUAAUACCUUCCUCAGCUGCAGUCAGUACCACAAAAUGUACAGGACUGUCAAAGCCACAACUGGUCGGCAGAUCUUUCAACCGCUGCAUUCACUGAGGACUGCGGAGAAGGCCUUACUCCCAGGCUAUCAUCCUUUUGAAUGGAAGCCACCACUUAAAAAUGUGUCCACCAGUACAGAUAUUGGGAUAAUCGAUGGACUUUCUGGGCUUAAUAGAUCGGUGGAUGAAUACCCAGUGGAAGCAAUUUCUAAAAGGUUUAGAUAUGAUGCAGCUCUGGUGUCCACUUUAAAAGACAUGGAGGAGGAUAUUUUGGAAGGUUUAAAAUCUGAAGAUCUGGAUGACUAUCUGUCAGGUCCUUUCACAGUGGUGAUUAAAGAGUCCUGUGAUGGCAUGGGUGAUGUUAGUGAGAAACAUGGGUGUGGACCAGCAGUACCUGAAAAGGCAGUUCGAUUCUCAUUCACAAUCAUGACAAUCAGCGUUACCAGUGACAAUGGCCCUAUUCGAAUUUUUGAGGAAGCUAAACCAAACUCUGAACUUUGCUGCAAACCACUUUGCUUAAUGCUCGCUGAUGAAUCAGACCACGAGACUCUGACCGCCAUCUUGAGUCCAAUUGUAGCAGAAAGGGAAGCCAUGAAAACCAGUGAUCUACUGUUAGAGAUAGGAGGAAUCCUACGAAAUUUUAAAUUUGUAUUCCGUGGUACUGGCUAUGAUGAAAAGUUGGUGAGAGAAGUGGAAGGAUUGGAGGCUUCAGGCUCACAUUAUAUCUGUACAUUAUGUGAUUCUACUCGCUUAGAAGCAUCCCAGAAUAUUGUCUUCCAUUCCAUAACAAGAAGCCAUACUGAGAACCUACAGCGUUAUGAGACAUGGAGAGCCAACCCGUACCAUGAAUCAGUUGAUGAAUUGAGAGACAGGGUGAAAGGUGUCUCUGCAAAACCCUUUAUUGAAACCCUGCCAUCCAUAGAUGCAUUGCACUGCGACAUUGGAAAUGCAGCUGAGUUUUAUAGAAUAUUUCAGCUGGAAAUUGGAGAAGUCUACAAAAACCCCAAUGCCACCAAAGAAGAAAAAAAGAGAUGGCAAACAACUCUGGACAAACAUCUUAGAAAGAAAAUGAAUCUUAAGCCCAUAAUGAGAAUGAAUGGGAACUUUGCUAGAAAACUUAUGAGCAAAGAGACUGUAGAUGCUGUUUGUGAGUUAGUCUGUGACGAGGAGAGAAAAGAUGCGCUCAGAGAGCUCAUGGACCUAUAUCUUAAAAUGAAACCAGUGUGGCGAUCUUCAUGUCCAGCCAAAGAAUGCCCAGAACUUCUUUGUCAAUACAGCUUCCACUCACAGUGCUUUGCAGAACUUCUAUCCACCAAGUUUAAAUACAGAUAUGAGGGCAAGAUUACAAAUUACUUUCACAAAACUCUAGCCCAUGUUCCAGAGAUCAUUGAACGAGAUGGCUCCAUUGGUGCUUGGGCCAGUGAAGGCAAUGAAUCUGGGAACAAACUGUUUAGACGUUUCCGGAAGAUGAAUGCUAGGCAGUCCAAGUUUUAUGAGAUGGAAGAUGUAUUGAAACACCAUUGGCUAUAUACAUCUAAAUACCUUCAAAAAUUUAUGAAUGCUCAUCAAGCACUGAAACACCAAGGUUUUACUUUAGAUCUAGAACAAACUACAGAGGUAGAAAAGAACAUAGAAUGUUCUAUAGAAUCUUUAGAAUCAAUGGAGCUAUGAGCUAAACUGGUAGAAAAUGUUUAUCUGGUUUCUUUAUCAUUCCUGUUUUGGGUUUGCUCUCUCAAUGUGAGUCCAGUUACUCAGAGAUGGCCAGUGUUAAAUCAAAGGCACAAUUCAAAGAGAUAGCAGUGUGAAUUCCACUUAUCUUAAGUCAGAAGAGUUCUGGGUACCAUGCUGGUAUGUUUAAAUCUUACCGUACAUGAGAAGAGUUUAAUAGAGAUAUAGUAUUAUAGAAUUUACAGUGGUUGAGAGAAUUGAGGUGUAAUAGUUGAGCGUCUAAAAAAAAUAAUUAAGGUGGUUUAUGGUUUGACAAAAAUGACAAAUGCUGUAAUUUUGGCAAUGAGAACUUUUACUUUUUAAAUAAUUUAACUGAGUAUUUUAUUCAAUCUACUUUAGAAUGGAAAGGUUUACAAUAAGGAGACUUACAUUUAAAGAACAGUGUAUAACAGCUUUGUUUUAUUUUUUAUUGAGAUUUUGAUUAAACUAAAUUUUUAUCUUUAACAAAUAAUGAUAGAUUAAAGUGUGAGUUGAUUAUGUUAAGUCUGACUGAUAACAUUUUCUGUCUGCAUUAAGAAAUAAUGUAGUAAAUCUUUACUAACAGAAUGAAUAACCACAAGUUGUUUUUGAGUUAGCAUUCUGUUUCCUUAGAAGUGUGUUAUAACCCCCUGCCAUCCUUUUUUUUUUUUUUUUUAAGUUUGCUAUAAUUUAUAGUAUUUCUUUAUAUAUAUCUUUUGUGUAUGUGUGCUUUUUAGACCCAGUAUAUUUUAGAUGAAAAUAAAUCAUGCAAAUCACUCCUCUAUGUUUUAUAUCCAUAAAAUAACCAAAAACUUACCCCAUUGAAAUUAUAUUUCUAAAUGAGUGAUUUCACCACGUUUUGCUAAAUUCACGAAUGAUCACUUUUGUACGAGUGAAUUGAAGCCAGGUCUGAUUCAGCAGGUCUCACUAACUUAAAGGACCACUAUAGUGCCAGGAAAACAUACUCGUUUUCCUGGCACUAUAGUGCCCUGAGGGUGCCCCCACCCUCAGGGUCCCCCUCCCGCCGGGCUCUGGGAAGAGGAAAGGGGUUAAAUAUUACCUCUUUCUCCAGCGCCGGGCGGGGAGCUCUCCUCCUCCUCUCCUCCUCCAAUCCUCCUCCUGGGCUGAAUGCGCAUGCGCGUCAGGAGCUGCGCGCGCAUUCAGCGGUCUCAUAGGAAAGCAUUUACAAUGCUUUCCUAUGGACGCUUGCGUGUUCUCACUGUGAUUUUCACAGUGAGAAGCACGCAAGCGCCUCUAGCGGCUGUCAGUGAGACAGCCACUAAAGCCUUGGAGGCUGGAUUAACCUAUUUAUAAACAUAGCAGUUUCUCUGAAACUGCUAUGUUUAUAAAAAAAAUGGGUCAACCCUAGCUGGACCUGGCACC